AUGGGUAAUUUUAUUUCAAAAAAGCAUUGCAUUUUUGAAAAAAAGGUUGAGGCUAUGGAAUCCAAAAUUACAGCUUUUUUAUACGAAAAGUUUGCUUCAUCCGACACUUUGUCUGAAAAGGCAAUGUGUUUUUUAUAUUCAAUAUUUGCUUCAAUGAUAAUCUAUUCAUUCGCUAAAUUUUACAGAUUAUUAUUUGAAAGAUUAAUUAAAAAUAAUGAAAUAAAAUUAUUAAAAUUAUAUGAUGGUCUUGAUAAAUUAUUUGAAGCAAGGAAGCUUGAAACAGAUUACGAAAAGACCAAAAAGCUUCUCGAGGACUAUGAAUUUUUUAAAAAAAAUUCCAAUAACAGAUACCAAGAAGAGUAUCAACACCAACAACCACCACAACCAUCGCAACCAUCACAACCAAACCCAGGACAACAACCAAAACCAAAAACAAACCCAAACCCACAACCAAAACCAAACCCACCACCAAACCCACCCAACUCACCCAACCUACAACCAAAACCAAACCCAGAGCCAAAACAACAACCCAACCCACACAACCCACAACCAAAACCAAACACACAACCAAAACAACAACAACAACAACAACAACAAAAAAAACCAUUCAUUUUAUUUAUUUUUUUAAAAUGGUGGUUUAAAAAAAUUUAUUAUAUUUUAUUUUCCGAUACAAGAUUACUCUUUUUUGAAAAUUGUGGUAAUUGUAUUGGAAAAAUGCCAAGUGAAUUCCCACCAAGUAAAUUCCGUUGUAUCAUAUGCGGAUUUAUAAAUUAUCCUGACACUGGCAGAAAAAAUAAAUAA
Dictyostelium purpureum is the source of this 801-nucleotide messenger RNA. RefSeq lists its product as uncharacterized. Gene Ontology annotation, biological process: endoplasmic reticulum tubular network organization. NCBI's taxonomy places the organism in Eukaryota, Evosea, Eumycetozoa, Dictyosteliales, Dictyosteliaceae. Bases 1 to 801 code for a protein of 266 amino acids. The transcript has 6 exons. Gene Ontology annotation, cellular component: endoplasmic reticulum tubular network. The record is from RefSeq and is a predicted model, not a curated record.